CUCCUGGUCCUCUGUGGCUGCACAUGGUCAGGGCUGGGCUGGAGAACUGCCACAGGAAGAGCUGUCAUCCUCCUCCUCCUCAAGGGUCUCACUCAGCUGGAGAGGUGACUGUGGCUUGAUUGCCUGCUGCUACCAAAGGUCAUUUGCACGUAACUGAGACAAAAAGAGAAAGAUACCAGCACCACAGCACACAUCCUCUGUAAAAGCAAGCAGCCCUUUUGUGCUUCUGACAUUAACAGAUAGCAUCCACUUCAGCUCUGUGCUGCUCUCUAAGGCAGUAAUGUCCUCCUCAUCCUCUUCAGCAUUGGAGAUGGAGAUCUUCCAGUACAUUGAUGCACAUCAAAGUGAUUUCAUCAAGGAUCUGAAGGAAUGGGUGGCUGUGGAAAGUGAUUCUAUUCAACCACACUUGAGGAAAGAAGUAAUGCAAAUGAUGACAUUGGCAGCAGACAGACUUGCAACACUGGGAGCCACUGUUAAUUUAGUAAACUUGGGGUCACAUCAGCUGCCUGAUGGCCAAGUCGUCCCACUGCCUCCUGUGCUUCUUGGAGAACUGGGGAAGGAUCCACAAAACCCCACUGUAUGUUUCUAUGGUCAUGUGGAUGUGCAGCCUGCCAAGAAGGAGGAUGGCUGGGACACUGACCCCUACACACUGACUGAAAUUGAUGGAAACCUCUAUGGUCGUGGAGCAACAGACAAUAAGGGACCAGUCCUAGCUUGGAUAAAUGCAGUGGAAACAUUUAGUGUCUUGAAAUUAGCUAUGCCAGUGAACUUCAAAUUUGUAAUUGAAGGCAUGGAAGAAGCAGGAUCCUUGGGGCUAGAGAAGGUACUUGAGGAAGAAAACGAGAGCUUCUUCUCUGAUGUUGACUAUAUUGUAAUUUCAGACAACCUGUGGCUCAGCAACAAGAAGCCUGCCCUUACCUAUGGGAGUCGGGGCAAUGCCUGCUUCUUUGUGGAGGUUGAAUGUGGCAGCAAGGACCUUCACUCUGGAACUUUUGGGGGCAUCAUUCACGAGCCGCUGCUGGACCUGAUAGCGCUGCUGGACAGCCUUGUGGAUUCCACAGGUCAUAUUCAGAUCCCUGGAAUCUAUGAUAGUGUUGCUGCCCUGACAGAGGAGGAAAGGAAGUUGUAUGAGUCGAUUGAAUUUGAUCUAGAGGAACAUAGAAAUAACUGUGGUGUGAAAAAAUUCCUCUAUGGCACCAAGGAAGAAAUACUUCUACACCUGUGGCGUUACCCCUCUCUCUCUAUUCAUGGGAUUGAAGGAGCUUUCCAUGAACCAGGCAUUAAAACAGUCAUUCCAGCAAAAGUAAUUGGCAAAUUCUCAAUCCGUCAGGUCCCCAACAUGGACCUUUCGGUUGUGAAAAAACAGGUGGUGGAACACUUGGAGGGUGUCUUUUCCAAAAGGAACAGUCCAAACAAACUGAAAGUGUCCAUGCCUUUGGGUGUAAAGCCUUGGCUUGCUGAUUUUAAUGAUCUACUAUAUAAAGCAGCAAGAAGGGCAAUAAAAACAGUUUUUGGAGAAGGUCCAGAUCUCAUCCGUGAUGGCUCAACAAUUCCUGUUGCCAGAAUGUUCCAGACUGUAACACAGAAAAGUGUGAUGAUGCUUCCAAUUGGAGCGGCUGAUGCUGGGGAGCAUUCCCAGAAGGAGAAAAUAAGCAGACACAACUAUAUUGAAGGAACCAAAUUGUUUGCAGCUUUUUUCCUGGAGAUAUCAAAGCUACAUCAGAAUUUACAUGAAACUUCCCACACAGAGACUAUCAACUGACAGACUAUAUCAAGAAAAUCAGCAAAGCAAUUUCUUAAAUUUUCUAACUUAAAUAAAACAUA
Camarhynchus parvulus is the source of this 1824-nucleotide messenger RNA. It is a transcript of the gene CNDP1, whose product is annotated as carnosine dipeptidase 1. NCBI's taxonomy places the organism in Eukaryota, Metazoa, Chordata, Aves, Passeriformes, Thraupidae. Gene Ontology annotation, cellular component: cytosol. Gene Ontology annotation, molecular function: metallodipeptidase activity. The record is from RefSeq and is a predicted model, not a curated record. The transcript is spliced from 13 exons. Bases 281 to 1762 code for a protein of 493 amino acids. Gene Ontology annotation, biological process: proteolysis.